AUGCCAGACAAAAUUAUUGCUUCUGAAAGCGUGGCAGAUGUUGCUCGCGUCGCUUUUAAAGCACCCCCAUUUUGGCGCGCUAAUCCAGAAGUGUGGUUUAUUCAAUUGGAAUCUCAGUUUGUAGUAUCUGGGAUAAGCGCCGACGACACAAAAUAUCACUGCGUUGUGUCUGCUCUAGAUGGAGACGUUCUAACCUUAAUUUCGGAUAUUAUUCGGCAGCCACCUGUUGAUAAUAAAUAUGAAACAAUUAAAAAUAGAAUAAUUGCAAACUAUGCAGAUUCCGAAAGUGCUCAUUUGAAAAUGCUUCUUGAACACUUAGAAUUGGGAGAUAAACGACCUUCGCAUUUAUUACGCUCCAUGCAAGAUCUCGCUGGUAAUUCUAUAAGCUCAGAAAUUUUACGUUCACUUUUUCUUCAGCGUUCACCGGUGUCCGUGCAACAAAUUCUUUCAGUUUGCAUGGAAAAAGGCGAGCAAAAUUUAUCUCUCCUAGCCGAAAAGGCCGAUAAAAUUUUGGAAGUAACUCAAAAUUCAUUGACAGUAAAUUCUAUAAAUGUGACAGAUGACAAUUCGCGUUUUCAAAAAUUGGAGGAUGAAAUUCGUAAACUUUCCGAGACUGUUACACGUUUGUCUAGACAACAAUAUCGGAAUAAAAAUAAAUUUACCGCUCGUAGACAAGGUUCUCGUUCAAGGUCGACGCAGCGCACUGUGUCGAGACCUCAAUGCUGGUAUCACUAUAAAUUCGGUACUGAAGCUAACAAAUGCAUUCCUCCUUGCAAUUACGCUCAAAAUUCGGAAAACUGA
Parasteatoda tepidariorum (common house spider) is the source of this 801-nucleotide messenger RNA. RefSeq lists its product as uncharacterized. The record is from RefSeq and is a predicted model, not a curated record. NCBI's taxonomy places the organism in Eukaryota, Metazoa, Arthropoda, Arachnida, Araneae, Theridiidae.